AAACGACAAGUGCUUUCCUCUGACAAGUGUGAAAGAACAGUUUUAAAGUUUUGCAAAUUAUAAGUACACCGCAGAAACGGCAGUGAUAAAGAUUUCGGAAAAAUACCUUCAGCCACGGGGGUUACCAUGGCUUCCGUAGUACAAUUCGUCGCAUUUGUUUUUUUGGUAAUAGCAACUGCGGCCGAAUCCUGUAGAGUCGAUGCCGAUUGUUCACAACAUCAGUACUGCUAUGAGACGUCAAAAAAGUGCGUCAACUAUACCAAAUGUGCCUCAUAUGACAGGCGGAAUGGUUCAACACAAGCCCGCGAUGCCAAGCAAUGCGGUCCUUGUCUUCCUGGUUUUUCCGCGGAAGUCAACACGGACGGCCAAGAGGCAACUACAUGCAAAAAAAAUGACGGAAAUCAGUAUCCGUUUAACAUGACUGCUCUGAUAUGGGGACUAAUCGGCUGUCUCAUAUCUGUUAUAAUCAUCAUUUACCUUACACACCUUUGGAUUAAAGUGAAAUGUUGCGAAAAAUGUUACUCGGGUGAUCUCGAAUGUGCAGUUUCGGUUCUAGAACCAACUGCACCUCCUGCAUCAGCAAACAACAAUAAUUAUGGGGAUAUGUAUAAUGAACAACGUAUACCGCUGCAAGCAAAGAAAUCUACUGCUUAUCCCGGUGCUAUGAUGGUGGAUAAGCCAGUAAAGGCGCAAGCCUGUCAUCCUCCAGAUUGGGUUAAUGCGGAUCCAAAUUAUGAUUCUCAAGAAAGCCCGGCAACCCUAACAACGAAUUUAGAAAUACAAGAAGAAGAAACCAUCCAGAGUGUUUGGACGCCUGGACAAACUACUUCGACCAUUGUUGCCGACAGACCCUUUGCAAGUAUUUCCGCUGAACAGGCUGAGAACACAAUGAAUAUGACCCUAGACCUUGUUACUCGGUGUCCUACCCCUUCAUCGUCCGGCCAAGAACGUAGAGAAAAUAAUGGGCCAUCGGCCACACCACCGCGUCCUGAACAUAGUAACGCUAAUCCGAAUCCGCCCUCUGCCACAUUCAUUUCGGCCAAUGUCAACUUGAAUGUGAUAAACUCGGGAUGCUGCUCAAGCAACCAUAAAUGAAUUAUUUACUGCCGACAAGCCGCGCAAGUUGUUAUUAUAUGCAAUUGAUUGUAACAGGGCUUUCGAUAUUUGGAAUUUUGAAGUCUAGAUCAUCAUCGUUAUGUUAUUUCUAAAUUUUAUCAAUAUUUGAGGCGGGGGGGGGGGGGGGGGGGGGGGGGGAAUCAUUUGUACAUGCCAGCGUAUAGAUUUCAUUCCGAAUGUAUUCAUAAUUUCAAAUAAGUUGAAUAUUGUUCAUGAUGAGAAUGAUGUUGCACUUUUGAAUUGAAUGAAUCGAGAAAUUUAUCAGGAUGCAGUAGUGAAAAUGCGUACAUAGUUUGUUCUUAUUUUUUUUUUUUUCCUUUCGCUACUGUGUCAAAGAAAUUAUUACUUGAAAAUUCACCACAUUCCUGUUUUUUAGUUCCCAUGUUUAACUCAGAUUUCUGAGCUUGGAACAUGAUUGAAUUAUUUUUACGAUAAGUCGUUAGUUAUUUAUUUAUUGCUUUGUACCAGACGUAAGAACCGACUUAAUAUGUAUAACAUCACAUGAACAAAAAUUUUAUGUACCAUCAAAUGGUAUAUGAAAUCUAUAAAUAAUUAACAUUUAUGUGAUGAAUUAAGUUGAUACAUUGAUUAUUUGCUCAAAUCAUCGUUGAUUGCUGUUAGAUAUUGCAUAAUUAAGAAAUUCCUUCCACAAUUUUUUUUUUUUUCAAUUGAAAAUACUUUCCACGAUGAAUGUGUGGAAAUAAUGAUCUCAUGUGACGCAAGCCAGAUAAAUGAGAUGUGACAUUUUAUGGCCUUGUGUUAGCCACUAUUAAUAAUACGUAGCUAAAUCCUAUUACAAUUACCAGUGCAUAAUUUUACUCAUUACUCGCGAUCAUGCGUUCUAAUUGUUCAAGCAAGAAAGGAAAUUGCGGUCAUGUUUUCCUUUCCUGCUACGUAACGCAGGCAAAAUUGACGAAUCAGAUCAUUGCAAAUGAUAUUAUAGUCGGUUGACGUUCAAAAUAUUAUGAUGAAUAAAAUAAAUUUGGUUAAAGAAAUAAAAAGUUUUUAAUUAAUUGUGAUUCGAAUUUUCGCCAGAUAUUUUACCUUAUCGUCGAAAAUUCAGUCAUCGGAUUCUUUUCAGUUACCAUUUUACAGUUUUGCUUAUUGUUUAACAUGAUCACUGUAUUACGGUAAAUAACAAUUCUAGGCUGAAAGCUUUGAUCUGCGAUUCGCGAAGAGUCUGAAGUAAAUUUAUGAAAUCAUACUUAAUUAUAUGAGAUUAGUGUGCCAUAUGUUAAUUUGAUGUAAAACUCAUUCUCCUGGUGACCACUUUUUUUGAUGCACUGAUUUUUUAUACUACGAAACAAGAAUUCUCACAGGGUUUGAAUUUUUACGAUAUAAGGUGAAGGAAGAAUUCCGUGGCCAUGCAAGUGUAGGCAUGAUAUGUUGUGUGUGUAUUAAAAUUUAUAAGUUAAUUGAAGUAAUGACGUAAUAACAUAAUUUAAUUAACUUUUCACCGUCAUUUCGACUGAACAUUAGCUCCUAUGUACCGUUACACGUAUUUUGGAAACUUUGGAAUAACUCUGAAUAAAUCUGUACGUGGUCAUAUUGAAUCUUCCAAUGUUUUAACAUUUUAACUGUCAAAUUUAUAAUCGUUUAUUGAUAUGUAAGAAAUAAUUAUUAAAAUAAUUAUGCAAAACGAAAAUGAUUUCACCUCUCUUUUCCGCGUUGAAUGAUUGGUGACCUUAUUCGAGAAUUUGGAAAGAACUAAAGCU
Messenger RNA from Diprion similis, 2831 nucleotides. RefSeq lists its product as uncharacterized. Lineage: Eukaryota; Metazoa; Arthropoda; Insecta; Hymenoptera; Diprionidae. Bases 127 to 1095 code for a protein of 322 amino acids. The record is from RefSeq and is a predicted model, not a curated record. The transcript is spliced from 7 exons.